Molecule: messenger RNA, 2909 nt
Organism: Amphibalanus amphitrite
Lineage: Eukaryota; Metazoa; Arthropoda; Thecostraca; Balanomorpha; Balanidae
Product: homogentisate 1,2-dioxygenase-like
Exons: 10
Coding region: 280-1605 (441 amino acids)
Biological process (GO): L-phenylalanine catabolic process
Cellular component (GO): cytoplasm
Molecular function (GO): homogentisate 1,2-dioxygenase activity
Source: RefSeq, a predicted model, not a curated record
CGGUCGGUCACCGGCCGACCAGGGAAGCUUGCCGCGUGACGUCACGCCGGCUCGCGCCAGAGCGGGGCGCCGGCUCCCUCGCUCUCCCUCUCUCGAGCCAGCCGACCGGGCGACCCGCUCCCGCAAAGUCAAGGCCGUAUAAGCAGUGAGGCUGAGGCCGGGGCGCCGGGAGGUGUGUGGUGCUCUCAGCCCCUGACGCGCGGCGCACGGCGGCUCUGACCUGGCCUAGAGGCGGGACAGGCGUAUUCAGGAAGCCGAGCCGGAGGGCUGGAGGCAGCCAUGGCGUGGCACCAGUUGCAAUACCAAAGUGGCUUUGGGAACGAGUUUGCCACGUGUGACCCGCGGUGCCCGGAUGCGCUACCGAAGGGUCAGAAUAACCCUCAGAAGUGUCCGUACGGCCUCUACGCCGAGCAGCUCUCUGGCACAGCUUUCACAGCUCCGCGGGAGUCCAACCGCCGCACGUGGCUGUACCGGAUCCGGCCGUCGGUCUGCCACGAGCCGUUCGCGGCGCUGGGUCAGUGCAACGACACCACCAUCCGCUGGGACGACGAGCCGCCCAACCCCAACCAGACCCUGUGGAGGCCGUUCGAGAUUCCCAGCGGCGCCGUGGACUUUGUGUCCGGCCUGCACACUGUGUGCGGCGCCGGUCACCCGCGCGACCGCUGUGGCCUGGCCAUCCACGUCUACUGCUGCACCGUCGGCAUGGCAGACACGUGCAUGUACAGCAGCGACGGCCACUUCCUCAUCGUGCCUCAGCAGGGAGAGCUGCACAUCACCACAGAGCUCGGCAGGCUGGCGGCCAAACCCAACGAGAUCUGCGUCAUCCCCCAGGGCGUCAAGUUCGCUGUGGACGUCAGCGGUCCGAGCCGCGGCUACGUGCUGGAGGUGUACAACAACCACUUCCAGCUGCCCAACCUGGGCCCCAUCGGUGCCAACGGUCUGGCCAACCCGCGGGACUUUCUGUCGCCGUGCGCGUGGUUCGAGGACCGCGACGGGAUCGAGUUCCACGUCAUCUCGAAGUUCCAGGGCGGCUGGUUCCGGGCGCGUCAGCAGCACUCGCCGUUCGAUGUGGUCGCCUGGCACGGCAACCUGACGCCGUACAAGUACGACCUGGCCAACUUCAUGGUGAUCAACGCCACGGCGUUCGACCACGCGGACCCGUCUAUUUUCACGGUUCUGACAUGUCCGUCAGAGCGACCCGGGACUGCCAUCGCCGACUUCGUCAUUUUCCCACCGCGCUGGGCCGUUCAGGAGCACACCUUCCGGCCGCCCUACUAUCACAGGAACUGCAUGUCCGAGUUCAUGGGGCUCAUCUACGGCGCGUACGAGGCCAAGGAGGACAGCCUGCGCCCGGGCGGCGCCACGCUGCACUCGAUGAUGACGCCGCACGGCCCGGACGCCCAGUGCUUCGAGGCGGCCAGUACGGAGCCGCUGCAGCCCAAACACAUCGCCGCCGGCACCCAGGCAUUCAUGUUCGAGAGCUCUCUGGGCCUGGCCAUAACGACGUGGGGUCAGCGGACCUGCGACAAGAUAUCAAAAGACUACUACAAGUGUUGGCAAUCCCUGAAGAAGCACUUCAAAUCACCUGAAAAAGCUGAGGAGUGAGGUGGAGGGCCGUGCGCCGCGGCCGCGAGGACCGGUCGGGAGGAGAGCGGCCGCGGCUCUGUCACCCGCCCUACAGUGGCCGUCACAAGGGCUUCCGUGAGCUGUGGGCAGGCGACAGCGCGAUGCUCGUGGCCUGCGGGUGUCCUGUCGGCCGGUGUAGGGAGACUGUGCUCCGACCACGGCGGCCUGCCGCGGAGCCAGCCAUUCCGCUGUCCCAACACGACAGCGGCGUCGGCAAUGGUGCCAUUGGCGACGAUAUGGGCAAUAGCUGCGGCGUCUGUGCUGGUGGUGGUGGUGUCUCCGAACAUUGCAAUACUCUUACGGCUGCUGAAUGCGUUCCAAGGUGGUGGAUUUCGCCCAAUGAGUUAGAUUGUAUGGAUAUCAGAUAUGUCGUAGGUAUCGGCUGAAAUCCGAUAUUUCAUGAAGCGUCUAGGCAUUAUGUGAAAUGCCAGCAAAGAUUGAAAUAUUCGUAGAAAUACGCGCAUUACAGCGAAUGCCUGAAAAUUUAGCGUUUUCAUGAAAUGCCAGGCGGAGACCAGGCUGUCGCUAGAAUGUGCUCGAAACUAACUGAGUACAAACGUGUCGCCUAGGCAUUACAUGAACUGCCCAAGUGACGACCGGCACUUUCUGUAACGAUUGCCGUAGAUGUGCGAGUUCCUGCGCCUUUUUCAUAUAACAUGAAAAUAUCACCGGUGGAACAGGACAUGAUACCAGAUAUUAAACUCCGUGGCGAGUUGGCGGGUUCAAAUCCCGUCGGGCCAAGUUCAUUUCUAACUCAAACAUGCCAUAAUCUAGCCUUAAUUAACCUAUAACCUAAAACCUACCUUUAUCUACAUGACAGAUCAAACCGAACCUAACGUGUUAUGUGAAAAGUAGCUAGGCUAGUUCUGUUUAGGUUGGGGUAAGUUUGGUGCCAAGCCAGAAGCCUUUGGAUGCGAAAAAGCACGGGAACUCGCAAAUCUGCGAUAAUUGUUACAGAAAGUCACGGUCGUCACAUGGGCAUUUCAUGUAGUGCUUAUGGGCAACGAGCCAACGAGUGUAGGUAGUUUGACUCAGGCAUUCGCUCUAUACCGCGCGCAUUUCUACGAAGAUUUCAGUCUUUGCCGGCCUUGCACGUAAUGCCUAGACGUUUCAUGAAAUGCCGGAUUUCAGCCGAUGUCUACGACAGACACCUGACGUCAUUGAUAAUUCCGCUGCGUCGAGUGUCUCAGAUAUUCAAUAAAUGUGCGAUGUGCAAUACUCAUAUCAAAGUCCAGUGUCUUUAUAUUGUUCACAGCUUAUCAAAUAUAAUUUGUCUAAGCUCA